AUGGAUAUACCCCUUCAAGUUUGCAGAAUUACAGAAAUGGAGUUAGUGAAAAUCGUUGACGAAUAUGGCAACAAACUACGUUACAAGCGUUACCAAGGACGGACCUUUCACCCUGAUUUCCUCGGUAAUGUUGGUGAUCACCUGGCUGAAGUGACUAAUUACAAGGGCCAGCCUGAUGAUGUUCUCCUGUGUACAUUCCCAAAAUCAGGGACCCACUGGGUUUUUAACAUGGUCCAGAUGAUUCGAUCACACAACUUUGAAUACAGUGGAACACCGGUUGUGAUGGAAUUUCAUCCAAACAGCGACAUCGAUAACUUACCAUCACCACGCACGUACCUCACUCAUCUAGGUUAUCCAUUUAUACCCAUGUCUGCCAAACGGGGCGAUAUCAAAAUCAUUCAUGUUAUGAGGAAUCCUAAGGACACGGCACUAUCUUAUUACGAAUUUUUCAACAAAAUGGAAAAUAUGGCAUACGAAGGCUCUUUGGAUGGUUUCCUGAAAUACUUCUUGUCAGAUGAAUUUGUUGCUGUCGGUUCCUCAAUGUUUACAUACAUGAAGGAGUGGGAAGAAGCUAAACGUAGUAACAAACAAUUACAGAUUCUAAAUCUUCGAUACGAAGACCUCAAACGGAAUUUAUUUCAGAAUAUCAUUAAGGUUACAGAAUUUUUAAACCUCGAGCGAACGGAUGAAUUUCUACAUGGAGUUGAACAAAAUGUGUCCUUCGAAAGAUUGAAAGAAAAUCAUGAAUCAAAGCUAGGGGAAACAGAGAGGUGGAGGGAAAAUGCAAAAGAUGGACGACUGCCUAUAUAUAGGAAAG
Molecule: messenger RNA, 817 nt
Organism: Ylistrum balloti
Lineage: Eukaryota; Metazoa; Mollusca; Bivalvia; Pectinida; Pectinidae
Product: amine sulfotransferase-like
Exons: 5
Biological process (GO): sulfation
Cellular component (GO): cytoplasm
Molecular function (GO): sulfotransferase activity
Source: RefSeq, a predicted model, not a curated record